Ascochyta rabiei is the source of this 888-nucleotide messenger RNA. RefSeq lists its product as uncharacterized. The record is from RefSeq and is a predicted model, not a curated record. The transcript has a single exon. Bases 1 to 888 code for a protein of 295 amino acids. NCBI's taxonomy places the organism in Eukaryota, Fungi, Ascomycota, Dothideomycetes, Pleosporales, Didymellaceae.
AUGCAGAAACAUUGCAAGGAUGAGCAUGGCUGGGUGAACGAACAAAAGCGAGGGGGAGAUAUAAGGCAAAAGAGCAAGCACUCGCGCAACCAAGUAUGGCGAGACAGCCAAUCCUGCCAGCGCUUGUUCAGAGCUGUUGGCUGGCCGGCGUAUGUUGCAGUCGAGACGAGCGUUGGAGCUGCGACUCUAGCAGACAUCUCCCAGAGAGUGAAGGCAGAUCGCCAGCAUCAGCGAGAAGAGCGUAAGGCAGCAGCAGCGCAGGAUAAGAUUAAAGAGGGCAUCCGUUCGCAGGCUGAUCUGUGGCUAGAGCUCACAGAAUGGGUCCCGCACCUACAAGGUAUCCCAAGGGCGGCACUUCUGCGCGCUAAACAGCUAGCUGGUGGGGAGGUAGACGCGCGUGGGAAGGAAGAAGUGGCGUUUAACAACACGGGCUUACGCGAUGUUUGCAAAGCUAUGGAGCGGCUGAUACAAAAAGCGUUCGAUAGCAGCCGAGCUGAGGUUGUCGGCAGACUCGCACUGGAGAUUAUUGAGCGACGUGAGGCGGGCGCAGAAUCGAACGAGCGGCCCUUCUACGCUAGGCAUCGAGUCGGUACAAUCAAGAAGUACAGCCAGAAGCUGGUGAGCAUCCUCUGCUACCUGUGGCGCACAUAUGACCAGGUCGAGCGGCCGCCAUACAAACUUACCAGCACGCAAGACGCCCUCUUGGUGUCACUCCAGCAAAUAGCCCGCUCAGACGACGCUGCGAAGAAAGAGAAACUGGAAGAGCGAUGCCUGCGCUUUUGGAUCGCCUUGCUCAACCACAGCCUGACUGGCGACGAGCACGAGAGCGCACUGCUGAGCGGAGUGGCUGUCCUCGGCCUCAAGCCUGAUCACCAUGGCGGUGGGUAG